Messenger RNA from Papilio machaon (common yellow swallowtail), 2353 nucleotides. RefSeq lists its product as uncharacterized. Gene Ontology annotation, cellular component: nucleus. Bases 260 to 2353 code for a protein of 697 amino acids. Lineage: Eukaryota; Metazoa; Arthropoda; Insecta; Lepidoptera; Papilionidae. The transcript has 11 exons. The record is from RefSeq and is a predicted model, not a curated record.
UGGUUUGGUGUAUUCUGUCAUUCUUUGAUGUUAUUGAAUAAAACUUUGUUUAAAAUAAAGUCUUUAUAUAAAACCGAAUUGUGUUAAAUAGAAUAAAUAAGCAUAAAGUUGUGAUAUUUACUUAUAUUGGAUAAGAUUUAGCGCAAAAUGUUUGGUGAAUCAUCCUAAUUAUAACUAUGAAGCAGAGGGACCAAUUUAUUCAAGUUGCAUUUUCCCAAUUACAAUUAUCUACAUGUUAAGGUUGUAAAAUGAACACAGCAUGUCUUAUUUGAGUACUUCAGAAAAUGUGGGUUUCAGCAGUAUUCCCCAAAACAUAUCAGAUGCAAGUUGUGCAUCACAGUACAAAAUGGCAGUUGACGGAGUAUCAGGAAACUGUGGUAGUGAAGUGAAUAUGUUUAUACAUGACAGUUCAGGUGAUGAACAGACAUAUAUCCCACAUCUCAGUGAUAAUUUCUUCCAUAGUAAAUUUAAAAUUGAUCCCAACGAUCUGUACACAUUUCAUGAUUCCGAUGUUAUCGCUAGUGAAAUUACUGUCAGUCAUACUGAAGAUAAUUUCAUUUUCUCCGAUAACAUUGAUAUUAAAAGUAAGUUACUUGAAAGUCCCAAUAAAGAUUUGGACUUGAUUGGUGUUCUUACAAAUGGUGAUAUUAAGGAAGAAAUAAUUGAAACAAAAAAGGAAACUGUUAAUGGACAUUAUCCUAUAAAGAAUAAAAUUCAAGUUAAUCUAACAGAAAGUAAAAAUGUUAAUACCAAAGUCCAGAAUACUAAGAUACAAAAUAAUGUCAACUUAGAUGCAAGAAAUAGCAUUGUCGCAGAAAGUCGACCUCCGACUAUCAAUAAUAUAAAGGUUAUAAAUAAAAUCAGCUCCCCUUCCCAUAAUGUUAAAGUCAGUAUUAAUAGUGUUAAUUCAAGCAAUGUCAAAUCUAUAUCAACUGCAAAAUUAUCAGCACCGGAAACUUUCCUUGAUGUUUUCAAAAGGGAACAUGGAGUUGUAGAAACUCCAGCGACGGUUAUCAAAACUGAACCCGUUGCAAUAUCAACUAUAAAAGUCCCAGCAGCACCUAUCAAAAAACCAGCAGCAGCUAAAACACCUUCAUCAAAAGCAAAACGUGGACGAGGGCCAACCGUCCAUGAAGCCUUGCAACGGAUACCCACACAGAAUAAAGUGAUAGCCCUUGCAAAUACAUCAUGGCAUGCACCCGGCGAAGAAUUAUUUCAAUGUGGUCCAUUAGAUGAGAAAAAAGGAAACGCAUUUAGACAAGUUGAGACUAGCAGCAGUGAUGAUGAUAUCCCAGAUUUAGAUGUAAGUUGGGGCCCUGUGUGCGUGGAGGAGAGUGCGGCGGAGUCCCGUAGUGCACGUCUGGCGCUUCGCCGUGCUGCGCUAAAGCGGCAUGUGGCUCGUGCGGCUGAGCUACGCCCUGUAGACUACAGCGAACAACGUGCACUUGCCACACUUAUCAAGAAACAACUAAGCGAGUCGUCGACGUGUCGUCUUCCAACACAGACUGUCAACCACUUGCUGGCCAUGCGCGGCUUACACAAUGUUCUCUCCUCAGAAGAUAGAAGGAAACUACGUGAAUCUGGGUGGUGCGGGGGUGAGAGCGGGCGGAAGGGUAGCGAGUUCGGCGUGUGCAGCGAGGAGAAGUGCGCGCAGGGGGCGCUGCCGUGCGCGCGGCACUGCUUCGCGCACGUGACGCUGGCGCCCUCGCAGCGGCUGUACGCGGCGUGUGCGGCAGUGUUCGCGGGCGGGGACCGCUGCAAGCAGCCGCUGCUGCCGCUGCACGAUCAGACUCCGCUCUGUACCGAACACGCAUGGAAACGAGACAAUUACGAGCAACUGAGCCGCGAGUGGCGGCCGCAGAAGGCGCGCCGGCGUGCCUGCCCCGCAGCCCCGCGCUCUCCGCGCCGCGCCAAGCGCCGCCGUCGUGUGCUGGCGCGCCGCCCCCAGCACGCACACUCCCUCACCGAGAUCAACAUAUGUUCCAACUCCUCGACAUACGACAGUUCUGAGGACACGGCAAUCGGGGGAUUGAGCGAGACUGAAUAUAUGAGGACUUCAAGUGCGCACGAAUUAGAAGUGGAACAAGUUCCACCGGACGACAUAUUGGAUCCAUCCGUCCUAAGUCAGAUCCCUGAUGAGGCUUUCACUGAAUUUUUUAACCAAGCGGAAGAUGUGUCUACUUUCGGCGAGGGUUCGGAGCUGGCGGCGGCGCUGGAAGCGGUGCUGGAGGAGCGCGGGCUGGCGGAGCGCGCCCUCGACACCAUCUCGGACUGCUUCGCGCCCCCACACAGCCCCGCCCCCGCUCCCGCCCCCGCCCCCGCAGACACACAACACAAUAAACUCAAGGUAUAG